Setaria italica (foxtail millet) is the source of this 3982-nucleotide messenger RNA. RefSeq names its product probable indole-3-pyruvate monooxygenase YUCCA4. Gene Ontology annotation, biological process: auxin biosynthetic process. Bases 2205 to 3482 code for a protein of 425 amino acids. The transcript has 6 exons. The record is from RefSeq and is a predicted model, not a curated record. NCBI's taxonomy places the organism in Eukaryota, Viridiplantae, Streptophyta, Magnoliopsida, Poales, Poaceae. Gene Ontology annotation, molecular function: N,N-dimethylaniline monooxygenase activity; NADP binding; flavin adenine dinucleotide binding.
AAUACGAAGACGUACUCAUGGUAACAGUGCUUAGUCGCCUUCACAAGGUGUCUCCGGAAACCUUUGUAAACCCGUGCUCUAGAGCGGAAAGCGUAUUCCUUUGGAUACCCUGUCAAUACGUUGUCGACCUAUUCUUUCUGGAGGGCCCUGCUUGCCGCUCGGCGAUCGGCGAUCUCACAAAAUGGCAGGGAAAUUCUUGUAUGGGAGAUAUGCAGUUGAAGCCCCAAGACUGGAACGGGACUCUGGCCAGGGACAACAUGUUCGGCGAAAUGCCUCAGACACCCGGACGUUUCUUUUUUGUGUGGAAUUGAAAAGAUCCAAUCUGAAGUCUAGGCGUGGUGUUACAGGAGAACUCCUUCACAAGGAGCCUUGCACCUGGGAUGAAUUCUUCAGCAGAUGCAGGCGAUAAACUGAAGCUGCAGGUACUCUGUUGUCUGAAAUGUAAAUCCAUCCAUAUGGUGUUCACUACUGCUUUGACCAAUCUUGCUAAAAUUCAUUGAAUUAUUUUUUGAAAGAUCGAAUUCGUUGAAUUAUUUUGCUUAGCUGCCAUUCACGUUCACAUUGUCUUUAUAGGCUGAGGUUUAACUUGACAAGAGUUUUUUUAUGUUCCUGACUUUUUUGUUAACUAGCAAUUCAUCAUAUCAGCAGUUUAAUGCUGCAACUUCAUCAUGGUAUCCAUGUUUGCCAGGCAUCUUCAAGAAAAAGAAUAAUAUCUGACUCCUCCCAUUUUUCUUAUAUAUUAGUUGAACUGAAAGUACCAUUCUCCAACCAUGACAACCUCCAAGCAGAACAGCUAAUAUUUCACUAAUAGGAUGGAACAGCAAUGUGUUCAAUGUGAACAUCCAUGUGCUGAUGGGAUCUCUGAGUAGCUGUAGUGUCCUCAACCUAUCGAUCAGCAUUGUAGAGUUCGUCACCAUAUCAACUUCUUGAUUACAGAAUUUUAUUAAUCGAUUCAUGCACGCUUAGUGGAGACAAUGGGAGCUAAACCAGACAGAGCAUCUGAUGAAUCUGUAGAUUUUGAUAACUCAAGUCGGAAGAUUCAGUAUGCUUCGUUUAGUUCUUCCUUAUCUGAUGACACAUGAGAGUCAAUUACCAAGUAAACCAUUAGAAAAUUGCAAUGAUGAAUCUAGUCUUUGCCUCUCUGUGUCCUUCCUCCCUGCUUCCUAAUACACUAAGAUAGUUCAUUAGUCCAAAUGUGAAAUUAGUUUGCAAUUAGUAGGUCCUAAGUAGCUAGGUAAUAGACUGCUAAUAAAGUAAGCUUUGAAGAUCUUCUAUAUCUUAUUUUUAAGCAAAAGGGCUGGUUGACCUAGGCUGUCUGUCAAAGUACAGCAGAAUGUCCCAAUUCAGGACUUCCUACUUGCCAACCAUUUUCUGGAGGUGUGUGCUAUGCCAUGCUAUUCAAAAGAAAGUACACAUUUAUAUAUUUUCUGCGCUAUGGAUAUGGCAGCAAUGGCCAUGCUUAAAGUUCAGAGAACAAGGAAAUUAAUGAUUGGUUGGAUGAACACUAACCAAGGACCACUUUGAACGAUUCAUCUUAAGAUCCGCGGAAGCGACACAGGAAACAAUGUUCAUGCAUAUGCUGGCAAUGGCGCCUACACGAUUAGCCUGUCAAAAUGCAGUGCAUUGCAUGACAGGAUCUCAUAUCAGAUUUGAUGAUCUCUGAUCGAGUUCUUGGAGUGCCUGCAGAGAAACAUAUAUCUUCUUGGGAGAAAAAGGAGAAUGAUAAAAUAAGAGAUUAAAAAUAUGAUUUUUUUUUCCCUUGACCUGAAAAGAUUGGGGCAAUCAUUCCUACAGUAGUGAUAGAGAUGGCCCAGUACAAUGUAAGCAGUCCUUUUUACAUUUUCACCUCUCCUUAUAUAUAGGGGAGUAGAGGGACCCUCAGCCUGAGCUCACUACUACUACUACUACGCCUCUUCACCUUUUCAAUUUUUCAACCCCCUCCAUGCUUACACUGUCACUGUAGCGCAUGCAAGAGUGGUAAAAAGACGUUGCCCGUAGCAGUUUAGGACGGUGUGGUGUUGCUGCCUACACCUUCAGCUACCUCCUAGCUCUAGCUCCUCUCAUCCAUCAGAGCUACUCCAUUCUUUCCUAGAAGCAAGAUAGCGUCGUCGCUUCCAUUGCAUCAGCUGCUUCCAUUGCUAGAUAGCUAUCUAGCUCUAGCUAGCUCGUUGGUUCUUGCCUGCUUGCACCGGCCGUCAUCAACCAUGCAGGAGCAAGCUGCUGACGCUGCUGGUAAUAGCCCUAGCAGGCGGGAUCAGAACUCGGGCGCCGGUUGUUGCCUCGUGCGUGGCCCCAUCAUCGUCGGCGCCGGGCCGUCGGGCCUCGCCGUGGCGGCGGCGCUGAGCCGGCACGCGGUGCCCUUCACCGUGCUGGAGCGCUCCGACGGCAUCGCCGACCUGUGGACGAACCGCACCUACGACCGCCUCCGCCUCCACCUCCCCAAGGUCUUCUGCGAGCUCCCCCACGUCGGCUUCCCGGCCGACUUCCCCACGUACCCGACCAAGCACGACUUCCUCCGGUACCUCCGCUCCUACGCCGCGCGCUUCGCCGUGUCCCCGCUGUUCGGGCGCACGGUGACCCGGGCGCGGUUCGACGCGGCGGCGUCGCUCUGGCGGGUGACGGCAGUGUCGGCCGAGGACGGCGGCCGAGCGACCGAGUACGUGUCGCCGUGGUUGGUGGUGGCCAGCGGCGAGAACGCCGAGGUGGUCGUGCCCAAGGUGAAGGGGAGGGGGAGGUUUGCCGGGGAGGUGCUGCACUCCAGCGCGUACAGGAGUGGCGAGAGGUUCAAGGGCAUGAGGGUGCUCGUCGUGGGGUGCGGCAACUCCGGGAUGGAGAUGUGCUUGGAUUUGUGCGAGCAUGGUGCAAUGCCCUUCAUGUCUGUCAGGAGCGGGGUGCACGUCCUACCAAGAGAGAUGUUUGGGACGUCAACGUUCGGCAUCGCCAUGAAGCUGCUCAAGUGGCUGCCGAUCAAGCUGGUGGAUAGGUUCCUGCUCCUCGUCGCCAAGAUGGUCCUGGGGGACACGGAGAAGCACGGGCUGAGGCGGCCCAAGCUGGGCCCGCUGGAGAUCAAGAACAUCACCGGCAAGAGCCCUGUUCUCGACGUGGGAGCAUGGUCAUUGAUCAAAUCUGGAAACAUCAAGAUCGUGCCAGAGGUCGAGUCAUUCACCGGCGGCAACGGGGUGAGGUUCGUGGACGGCAACGAGAUGGACUUCGACGCCGUCAUCUUCGCCACCGGCUACAGAAGCAACGUCCCUUCCUGGCUCAAGGAUAGCGAGCUGUUCACGGAGGACGGCAAGGCAAAGGCUCAGCAGCCGGCGAGCAGCUGGAGGGGUCCCAACGGGCUGUACUGCGUGGGAUUCUCCGGCCGGGGCCUGCUCGGCGCUGGCGCGGACGCCCUGAGCGCCGCCGCCGACAUCGCCGGGAGGUGGCAGGCGGUGGCAGCGGCAGCAGCCGCGGCUGGAGCCAAGAUCUCCUCGGUGUAAUCCACAGGGCGCGCAUGCAUCAUGCAUGGUGGUGUGGAGACUGUCCUGCCGAUGAGCAAGCUGCUAUGCUAAGCAUCAUGUAUGUAGCAGGGAGGGAGACUGAUGACUGGGCCGGCACGGUGUGGAGCAAGCGAUGAGCACUGAUGGCGCUGUGCGCUGCCGCGUGCUGAAACAGCAGCGGGCUCCCCGAUCCAGUCCUGGUGCUGCGCAGAGCACAGAUGGGUUUGUGUGUUGUGUGUGUAUAUGGGGACUGGGGAGGACGACGGAGGAGGAAGAGGCCGCUGGGUGACCGGCCGGUGGCCUGUACGUGUAUGGUGUAUGUGUGCAGGGGGCCGGGGCUGUGACAAAAUUUUGGCAUAGGACGUCGAUUGUCUCAUGUACCCGUGCGUGCACAUAGGGACGAAAUAGUGCAGGCGUCUUUUUUGUCCAAGGAUGCCAGGCCGUGAUGUCGUCCGCAUUACGUCCCCGAUUCCAACACCCCUUUUGUUUGCCUGUCCCCA